Molecule: messenger RNA, 1203 nt
Organism: Ectocarpus siliculosus
Lineage: Eukaryota; Phaeophyceae; Ectocarpales; Ectocarpaceae
Source: the annotation of a GenBank genome assembly
AUGGCGUCGUACUGGGUAUCGCAGGAGAGGUACUUUUGCAAGUACUGCAAAGUGUGGCUUUCCAACCAUCAAGCGAGCAUUCGCAAUCAUGACCAAGGCAAGAAGCACAUCGAGAUCGUCGCCGAGUUCUUCCGUAAGAAGCGCGAGGACAAGCUCAAGGGGGCGCAGAGCGAGUCGGACCUGAAACGGCAGAUGGAGAAGAUCGAAAAGGCGGCGCAAAGAGCGCACGAGAAAGACCUCGCCAUGUUCGGCGGGGCCGGGGCCGGAUCAGGGUCGGGCGCAGGAUCUGCGGGACCUCCACCCCACCCUCCGCCAUUGCGGGGCGGAGACACACCGCCGCCGCCGCCGCCGCCGCCGCCGCCGCCAAGGCCUGCAAGCGGAAACCCAUCGGUUCGGGCGGGUGCGGUAAAGAGGGAGGAGGGGGCGGUGGCUGGGCGGGAGGGGAGCGACGGCGGCGGAGGAGGAGGAGCUGCCUGGGACGGGGUGUUCGAGGAGGGGGGGCAGUGUUAUCUGGACGGACAGACGCAUCGAGACAAGCUUGCGGUUGAUGCCGCCUGCCAGUUCUUCCUGACUUCUGAGGGCCUGUGGGUCGAUGCGGUAGUGCUAGCGGUAACCGACUCGGAACAACCACCGCAUGACGCUACCGCUGCUGGUGGUUCCUCGGCUGGACCCAUCGCUACCACGCGGCGGAUAGACCUGGCCUACUUUGAGGCAGGUGCGGAGAAGGAGACGGUUUUGAGAGGGGUGCAGGCGGCGGCGGUGCGUCUUCCGGCCGGGGAGGGGGGGGCGUGGCCCCCCCCUCAGGAAAUGCCUCCUCCACCACCACCGGACGAGAACACCGGGCUAGGGGGGUGGCAGACGGUAAGCGUACGCAUGGUGGACGUGGUUGCGGAGGCGGAGACCAGGCGCGUAAAGAAGGAGGUCAAGAAGGCGAAGAAACAAAAACGGGAAGAAAAAACAGAGCGAGAGAAGAUGUUGGUGGAAGCGAUGGACGCGGACGAUGCCAUGGGGUCCUACGACCCGUGGGGCACCGGCAAGUACAAGGGUUUCGAGGUAGCGAAGGAUGUUCCCCGCGGCCCCGAGGAGGAGGCGGCGGGCGCCGGGGGUGGGGAGGGCGGUGGACCGGCGGUGUCGUUUAAGAAGAGAAAGGGUCCCGGCAACAGGGGCAAAUUCAGGAAGAAGGCCAGGGAUGAUGAUGAGUGA